Drosophila eugracilis is the source of this 629-nucleotide messenger RNA. Its product is annotated as pupal cuticle protein G1A-like. Lineage: Eukaryota; Metazoa; Arthropoda; Insecta; Diptera; Drosophilidae. The record is from RefSeq and is a predicted model, not a curated record. The coding region runs from base 60 to 506 and encodes 148 amino acids. The transcript has a single exon.
AACUCAAACCGAUCACUCGCAUUCCCAUCAGUCAAUACAGACCUAACCCAUUUACAAAAAUGUUCAAGUUGGUGGUAUUGUCUGCUCUGCUCGCCGUAGCCGCUGCCCGUCCCGGUCACCUGUUGGAGUCCUCCCCGCUGGUCUAUGCCGCACCAGCUGCCACGACCAUUGUCCAGGAGCCAGUUCUGGCCAAGGUAGGAGCCGUUGUCAAGAGCGUGCCCACUGCUGUGAGCCACCAGAGCCAGUCGGUGGUCCAUAGCUCAGCCCAUGUUGUCGAGGACAUCGUUGCCCCAGUGGUGAAGUCCACUCCUGUGGUCAGCUAUGCCGCUCCUGCUCCCGUGGUCCACACCUCCUAUGCUGCUGCUGCUCCCGUUGUCCAGACCUAUGCAGCUCCUGCUCCAGUUGUCCAUACCAGCUAUGCCGCUGCUGCUCCCGUUCUGGCCACAUCCUACGCCCAGGUUGCCGCCUCCUCGCCGCUGACCUACACCGCCACAGGUGUGUGGUAAAACAGCUACCAGCCCCUCUCCGAUUCCCACUCCUCCAACCGCUGCCAGGUGACCAGGAUGCGUGUGCAUCGCUGGACGGUUAUGUGAUACGAAUUUAAAAUAAAUAAAUGUUUUGCUUUGAAA